AUGUGCCACUCUGCAUCAGCGAUCUUCAUCAUCUGUGCCACUCUUCUCUACCAGGGCAUCUAUGCCCAAGAGUUCCACAUCCAUACUCCGCGGUACCAUCAUGACCAGUACUGGUACCAGUCAGCUGGGAAUCGAAUCCCUGUGAUCAGUGGGGGCACCUGCAAGGUGAUCGCCAUCCGGCGCUGCUGUAACCGCAACCACAUCGAGGAGCGGUCCCAAACCAUCCAGUGCUCCUGCCUGCCGGGGAAAGUGGCUGGGACCACACGUGGCAAGCCGUCUUGCGUGGACACCUCAAUCGUGACGGGAAAGUGGUGGUGCGACAUGGAGCCCUGCCUGGCCGAGGAAGAGUGCAAAGCGCUGCCGGACAAUUCGGGCUGGAUGUGCCUGCUGGGAAACCGGGUCAAAACCACCAAGAUCCACCCUAGAUACUGAGGCCCACAUCGCUGAAGGACCAAAGCUUUUGAUUGGCCAAGACCGAUGCCCGCUGACGGCCACCAGGAAGAUGCCAACAGCG
Messenger RNA from Heteronotia binoei (common prickly gecko), 514 nucleotides. RefSeq names its product chemokine-like protein TAFA-1. The record is from RefSeq and is a predicted model, not a curated record. Gene Ontology annotation, biological process: neuroblast differentiation; regulation of neuroblast proliferation. Gene Ontology annotation, molecular function: receptor ligand activity. The transcript is spliced from 4 exons. Bases 1 to 432 code for a protein of 143 amino acids. Lineage: Eukaryota; Metazoa; Chordata; Lepidosauria; Squamata; Gekkonidae.